AUGGUGGAAAAUAAUGAUAUUGAAAUUAAUGUUUCUAAACUUGACUGCGUCAAGGAAGUUAUUAGUACUGCGGAAACAGUAUCCACUGCAGUUUCAGCUUUCGUGCCUAUCGCAGCUGUAGCAACUGCUGUACUUAAAUUGUGUGAAGAAAUAUGUAUCAUAUAUCAGACAGCACAAUGUAACGAAGGAAUGUGUGGUAUAUUACUAGAUCAAGUACAAUUAGCUGAAUAUCCUAUUAAGAAAUUAUUGCGAAGAAAAGAUGCUUCUCUUGAUAAAGAAUAUUGCAAUAAUUUGAUAAAAUUUAGACAGACUUUGGAGAAAAUAAAGAAUUUUGCUAAACAAGUAUCUCAGCUUAGGGGUUUUAAAAAGUUUAGCACCGCUAAUAACGUAAAAGAAACAUUUGAUAUCUUGUCUAAAGAAUUCGAUACACGCAUGAAAGUUUUGAAUUUCAGUACCUUAACUCUCAAUGAGGAACAAAGAAUUAUUGAUCAACAACGAAUAGAUAACGGUCUUAAAAGAAUAAUUGAUUGGAUGGAUAAAUUAGACGAUAAAGUCGACACGAAAUUGCAGUUUGCUGCAGAGAUGAUAAAUCGAGCUGAUGAUGAUAAAUCAGAUUUUAAACCAACAAGCAUAGAUCCGAAAUUAUUACAAGAUCUAACUGUCAGCGUUCGCUCUGGAAAAGUAGUCAAGAAAAAGUAUAUAUCACAACAAACUGAAGUUGCUUACAGAAAAGAAUUGAUUAAAUAUUUAACAAUGGGUGCUAACAACGGAAAUAGAGAUGCGUUAUUUAAUUUAGGCAAUAUGACAUAUAAAAAAGAUUUCGAACAAGGGUUAAAUUAUUUGAAGUUGGCAGCUAUCAAAGGACAUCCGAAGGCAAUAGAAAAG
This is a messenger RNA of Racocetra fulgida, 885 nucleotides long. The record is from the annotation of a GenBank genome assembly. Lineage: Eukaryota; Fungi; Glomeromycota; Glomeromycetes; Diversisporales; Gigasporaceae.